Messenger RNA from Xiphophorus hellerii (green swordtail), 1613 nucleotides. It is a transcript of the gene ciapin1, whose product is annotated as cytokine induced apoptosis inhibitor 1. Bases 93 to 1040 code for a protein of 315 amino acids. Gene Ontology annotation, molecular function: iron-sulfur cluster binding. The transcript has 9 exons. The record is from RefSeq and is a predicted model, not a curated record. Gene Ontology annotation, biological process: iron-sulfur cluster assembly. Gene Ontology annotation, cellular component: cytoplasm. Lineage: Eukaryota; Metazoa; Chordata; Actinopteri; Cyprinodontiformes; Poeciliidae.
UUUUAUUUUGAAAGUUAAUAACCGGAAACACUGAGCUUCAAUUCACUUAGGCGACUUGUUUUGUGUAAGUACCGUGAGAAGAGCAGGAAAUCAUGGCCGACCUUGGUAUCAAAGCAGGAGACAAAGUGUUGCUGGUGUGGACUCAGCCGUCAACACCAGAAACAUUGAAGCAAUAUGCUGAGGAACUUGGGGCAGCAGUAGGUGCAGAUGGAAAAAUCUCAGUGGAGAACAUGGAGAGACUGUCACUCUCCUCUCAUGCAGCUUCUUCCUUUGACUGGGUGCUCUCCUGUCUUCUGGCCGACUGCUCCUACAGCCACAGUCCAGACACUUUAGCCGAGAUGGUCAGAGUGCUGAGACCUGGUGGGAAGCUGCUCCUGGAUGAACCAGUCACAGGCACAGAAGCACAAACAAUGAGGACUGCAGAGAAACUCAUGUCGGCUCUGAAGUUGUCUGGCUUCAUGUCAGUAACAGAGGUCAGUAAAACAGAGCUUAGCCCGGAGGCGCUGAGCUCCCUCAGAGCAGCCACUGGUUACCAAGGAAACACUCUGACUAGAGUCCGCAUAUCUGCCUCCAAACCCAACUACGAGGUGGGAUCCUCCAGCCAGAUCAAACUGUCGUUUGGGAAAAAAACACAGAAGCCUGUGUGUUUAGCAGAGAAACCAGCUCUGGACCCCAACACUAAGAAAAUGUGGAUGCUGUCAGCAAACGACAUGAAUGACGACGAUGUGGAUCUGUUGGACUCUGACACUCUUCUCGAUGAGGACGACCUAAAGAAGCCGGACCCAGCUUCUCUUAAAGCCUCGAGCUGCGGAGAAGGAACUGGCAAGAAAAAAGCCUGCAAGAACUGCACAUGUGGGCUUGCUGAAGAAUUGGAGCAGGAGAGCAAAGAGAACCAGAAAACCAACCUACCAAAGUCUGCGUGUGGAAGUUGUUACCUUGGUGAUGCCUUCCGUUGUGCCAGCUGCCCGUACUUGGGAAUGCCAGCGUUCAAACCCGGGGAGAAGAUCGUCCUGGACAACAACACGCUGACAGACGCCUGAAACCAAAACGUUCCACAUCUCUGCUGCUCACGCUUCAGGACAUUAACAUUCCUCUGUUUCCAUCCACCCAGAACUCAUCAGCCCCUCUGGGGGUUCUCAUUGACGCCACUGCAAUGUUGUUUCCCAUGAGGCACCGUAACGCCACGACCACUUUACAGGAGAGUAGUUUGUUUAACAAGCGAGAACCUAAACAACUCGUUCACAAUUUUAAAUUUGCAAUCAAUAUAUCUAUGCGAUCUGGUGCCUGAAUUAAGAGGAUGCCAGAUUUUUCAUGGGUCAAAAGAAAAUGCAAGUGAAACCAGCAUCUUUUUUGGCAAUCUAGUAAUGAAACUAUUUACCUCAGUUGUCUGUGUUUUUUCAUUCAUUAAAACUAAUCACAGAAUAGAAAUGUUUUGGGGGUUUAAAUCAUCUUCCGACAUUGUCAAAGCUGGAACAGUGAUCUCCAUCAAAACGUAGAGACACAGAAAGCUGCACUGAAAUUGUCGAACUGAAGCUUAUUUAUAUAUGAAGUCAUCAUUUCACUUUCUGUCAUUUAUUAGAAAUAAACUUAAGACUGUUUGAAUUUAAUCCACA